AUGCUUGAUGCUGAGGACCAGGAUGAACGGAACACUGAGCCAUCACAAUGGGAUCCUUGGAUCACAGCAUCCACCUCAAAGGGGAACUAUACUACGAUGCCAUCAGCUUUGAAAGACCCCGGAGUCGAGCUACAAAUGCUUCAUCUGAAUGCAGACUUCAGAUUAGCAGAACGCUUGCCCUCCUACUACACUCUCAACAUUUUUGCGAGUCCUACGGUCCCUCGACUCAUCUUCGAUCGCCGCUCUGGUCAGUUACUGCAUACAUUUCUGUGGAUCUCAGAAUCGGAAGAACUUCAGCAGUUGUCUUGGCGUUCCCGGAUUCAGAGUUAUCAUCCUCACGAUGUUCUGUGCCUUGAUCACUUCACCAAGCAUCGCGCGAAAGAACGACGAUUGAAAAUCCGAAAUGAACACGCCGAAGGGUUCUUCGCUGCCCUCCUAGGUUAUAAUGACUGGCCUCCGAGCAUUUGGGACUUGUUUAGAGUUGUUCGACAGAUAGAUGAUGUUAUAAAGCUUGUUCAUGAUCGCUUUCUCUUCUCAGGACUUGCGCUAAACACAGGAGACAUAUCCGAACUUCCCAGAUUACCACCAAGACCAAUGAACGCCAACGUACUCUAUGCUAUCUUGCCACAGGUCAAUUACGACUCGCGUGUCGCUCAUUUCCUCAGCGUUCAUACAAACUCCUUGAUCGUCAUGCUAAAGGUACACCUUGCCCCGAUGUUAGCAGCAGCAAAUGAACCUUUGGAACUGCUCCAUAUCCAGAAAUUUGACUCGGAAAGCAAGAUAGAAAUCGAAGAAUGCUUAAUCGAAUGCUCCCAGGUAUGCGACGCCGGCGAGUGGGUACGGCGCAGCACUCUAUGGGCAACCAUAGGGCUAGGGGGCAUGAUUGAUGCCGAUGACGACGACGUACCGUUCCCUCGUGUCACUACUUCUUUGGCUGAUGGUAGCAUUCGGGUUCUCACGGCUGUAUCCGCAUGGUUGUCGGGAUGCAGUCGGAACAUCGACAGAAUCCUACGCGCGAACAAAAUGGAAGUGGAGGAAUUGAACGACUUUCAAGAAUGUGUGAAUGAGGACAACUACAAAGAGAUAUCCCGAGACCUGCUGCGCGCAUAUUUUCACCAAGUGGCUUUUGCAGCCAAGCCCAGAAAUAAAUUGAAAGAGGGAGAGCUGCCCAAGCUUUUCGUUGUCGUGGAGCGUGCAGUUAUUGUCAAGGUCACUCUUAAACCUAAGGUCAUUCCCAAGACCAAAAUGCGGCAGAUGGGCGAGUUCCCCUACUUCAACUACCGCCGCACAACAUCCCUUUUCCUCUUUUCACACUCAAAACUUGGAAACCGCAAAGACAAAGCAAGCCAGCCUGAUAGUAACUUCUUCAAGAAUCCCAAGUCUUAUCCUUUCUUCGCCAACAUGCCUCACCCCCGUAUCCCCGGAUUCGCCGCCAUGAAGCGUGCUGACCAAGGCGCCACCCGCCCCGAGCCUGAGAACAAGGGAAUUACUCUUGUUGAGAGUUUGACACUUCGUGGUGUCGCGGCAGAAAACAUAUCUGGCCUCAGACUUGUGAACAACUCUCCUGGUGGCGGGCGCCAGGAGAACGUCGUCGCCAAAGUCCCUGGUCUCGCGGGGACCUAUGCUGCCCUCAUAGAUAACCACGAGAGUCUGAUGGAGGCAUAUAGAAUGCUCCCACGAGGCAGAAUCAGCGUGAUCUUUGCUGUGCCCCCGAACGGGUCGGGGGUGAGCAUGACCUCCACCGAGAUUCCGUGGUCGGUUCUCAAGGCCGGAGAGGACGAAGCCGCCGCCACACCAGACACAUCAGAGAACGAGGAAACCGAUGCUGCCCAAGCGCUCGACGACGACGAGACUGUGUUUGGUGAUGACGAGACCGUCGUCGGAGAGGAUCACAGCCCUAAGAAGGGGACUCGUGAAGAGGAUACCGAAACUCCCCCUCAGCCCACCACCACCGCCGCCGCACCCGCGACCGAACAGGAGGUGCCCUACCCAGACUUGCUGGGUUUGAUCAUUUAA
Molecule: messenger RNA, 2016 nt
Organism: Fusarium tjaetaba
Lineage: Eukaryota; Fungi; Ascomycota; Sordariomycetes; Hypocreales; Nectriaceae
Exons: 3
Coding region: 1-2016 (671 amino acids)
Source: RefSeq, a predicted model, not a curated record